AUGCAGUUUCGAUCAAUCAUCUCACUUUUCAUUGCAGCAUGUUUACUUAUUGUAACUUUUGUUGGCAAUGUAGCUGAAAGUGGAACUAUUCUUGAUAGUUCAAAUAAGAAAAAUUUCCUUAUUCAACGUCUAGGACGUACAGCACGUAAUACACAUCACCGUUAUAGACGACAAUAUGAUAAUGAUGAUAGCAAUAUAUAUGAUACUGAUAGCAGUGGAUCUACUAUUGAUGAUGGAAAUUAUUCUAUGAAUAAUGAAUAUCAAAAUCAACGAAGUGAUGAUCAAGGUAGCAAUUCAAUGGAUACUAAUCAAAAUUGA
This is a messenger RNA of Rotaria sp. Silwood2, 318 nucleotides long. The record is from the annotation of a GenBank genome assembly. Lineage: Eukaryota; Metazoa; Rotifera; Eurotatoria; Philodinida; Philodinidae.